Messenger RNA from Sphaerulina musiva SO2202, 1689 nucleotides. RefSeq lists its product as uncharacterized. Gene Ontology annotation, biological process: amino acid transmembrane transport. Bases 1 to 1689 code for a protein of 562 amino acids. Gene Ontology annotation, cellular component: membrane. The transcript is spliced from 6 exons. Gene Ontology annotation, molecular function: amino acid transmembrane transporter activity. The record is from RefSeq and is a predicted model, not a curated record. Lineage: Eukaryota; Fungi; Ascomycota; Dothideomycetes; Mycosphaerellales; Mycosphaerellaceae.
AUGGCAAAGAAUCAGAACGGCGCGACCGACAACAAGACUUUUCCUCGAGUCUCGUUCAAAGAUGAAGGAGCUACAGUUAUCGAACCAGUGGAAGUGCUGCCCGCUAAUGGCAGUUCCAUCGAAAUCCUUCACGAAGACCAAGAUCAAACUAAACGGAAAUUGAAGCCGAGACAUAUUCAACUUAUUGGAAUUGCGGGGACGAUUGGUACGGCAUUAUUCGUCAAUAUUGGCAAAGGUCUGAUUAGUGGUGGACCGGCUUCAUUGUUUAUCGCGUAUACUCUUUGGUGUCCAGUGGUCUACACGAUUGCAUUGUGCAUGUCAGAAAUGGCGACUUUUCUUCCCAUCUCAUCUCCGUUUGUGCGAUUUGCCGGUCGGUUCGUCGAUCCUGCGUUUGGAGUUGCGGCCGGUUAUAAUUUUUUCUUGUUUCAGGCGUCACUUUUGCCUUUUGAGAUUACCGUGUGUAAUCUGGUAAUUCGCUACUGGACGACAGCAAUUCCAACAUGGGCCGUCUGUCUCAUCUUUUUAGCAUUGUACGCUGCACUCAACUACAUCCGAGUAUCUGGAUAUGGCGAAGCGGAAUUCUGGAUGUCAAUUGGCAAAGUCAUACUGAUCGUGGGCCUCAUCUUAUACACCUUCAUCGUCAUGGUGGGUGGAAACCCCAAACACGACGCCUUUGGCUUUCGAUAUUGGAAGAAUCCGGGAGCUUUCACCACCAAGUAUCGCGAAGGAGAUAUGGGUCGAUUUCUCGGAUUUCUUUAUUGUUUGUUUCAAGCCGCUUUUGUGGUUGCGGGACCCGAGUAUGUCUCCAUGACUGCUGGCGAGGCCGAGAAUCCACGAGCAGUUCUUCCCAAAGCGUAUCGUUCCAUCUUUUGGCGAUUGACGAUUUUCUUCGUACUCGGAAGUCUCUCGGUCGGCAUCAACGUGCCGUACAAUGACCCGAAGCUCAUCGAAGCGUAUUCCAAUGGCAAGGCUGGGGCUGCUGCGUCGCCCUUUGUUCGAUCGAUGGAGAUUUUGAAUAUUCCGAUUUUGCCGCAUAUUGUUAAUGCAUUAAUCCUGACUUCGGCAUUCAGCGCGGGAAACAGCACCACCUACUGUGCUACUCGUUCUCUGUACGGUCUCGCGUUAGAAGGCAAAGCACCAAGUCUCCUGAAACGAUGCAGUCGAUCAGGAGUGCCCUAUGUCUGCGUCACCAUUGUCCUGUGUUUUGGCGGUCUAGCAUUCCUCCAAGUCUCGCACUCGGCCGCAGUGGUAUUGACGUGGUUCACGAACCUGGUCACGGCGUCUCAACUCAUCAACUUCGCCGUCAUCGCCUUCACUUAUAUCAAAUUCAAGAAAGCCUGUGAAGCGCAAGGAUUGCUUCGAGAUUCUCUACCGCACAAGGCACCCUUUCAGCCAUUUGCCGCCUGGAUUGGUUUGAUCGCUUGCUCCGUCGUCACGCUUGCUGCGGGCUAUAGCAUUUUCAUCGACGACAACUUCAAUGUUCCCGAUUUUCUCUUCCAGUAUAUGAUGGUCGGGGUGUUUCCCCUGAUAUUCGGAUGCUGGAAGGUCUGGAAAGGCACCAAAUGGCUGGCACCGCACGAAGUCGAUCUCACGUCUGGUGUGUGGGAGAUUGAGGAGUAUACUGCCCAUUUCCGACCCGAUCUCACCGGCAGUAGAGCGGGCAGACUUCUCGACAAGAUUUUUAGCUGA